GCGGCCCCCACCACCCCCCAACCACUGCGAAGAGCCCAAGACCGACUUCUACGGCCACGACCUCGCCCGCAAGGCCGCACUGACUUCGCGCCAGUGCCAAAGCCACUGCGCACAAGCCGAGGCCUGCGAGGGCUACACCUUUUUGCCGCGCCAGCGGGUCUGCCUCUUGAAGUGGCUGCUGCUGCCCCGCGCCGUGCCCGAGUACGUCAGCGGACCCAGGUGCUGCCACCCAGAAAGCCAGCAGCAGCAGCAGCAGCAGCAGCAGCAGCAGCAGCAGAAGCAGAAGCAGCAGCAACUGGAUGAGGGGAGCGAGGGACCGCUUCAGCAGCUUCGCAAGGCAGCUGAAGUUCCGUCCGAGCCCGGGCCAGCAGCCACAACAGCCAGCCGCGCAGACACGGCCAGAAGUGAAAGCAGCAGCAGCAGCAGCAGCAGCAGCUCUAACGAUUGCCCCCCUGAGCGCCCCCUACUGUGCCUGUGGCCCGGCAAGGCCCUGCUGGAGCACGACUUGGGGGCCCCCAUAGAGGACUGCAGCAGCGCAGCAGCCUGUCAGUCUCACUGCGACAAAAACCUCCACUGCAGCGUUUGGGUCUACAGGGGGGCCCCACACCACACGUGUCAGCUGAAGCUGCUGCCUGCUGCUGCUGCGGGGUCGCUCGCUGCUAUGGGGGCCUCUCCCCCUGCUGAGACGGCGCUUGCUGCUGUUGCCGCGGCAGCAGCCACUCCCAGCGCCGGCUUUGCUGCAGCAGCUGCUGCAGCAGCAGCAGCAGACAAAGAAAGCCCCCAAGAAAGGCUCCUAAGGAGGCAGCGGACCCGCGAGGAAAUCGAAAGACACGGGCAGCUCGUGCCCUUUGCCCAGGCCAUUACGGGGCUGCCAGAUUGCCCCUUAAGGGGAGAUGCAGCUGCAGAAUCUCGGGGCCGCAGGCGCGCACUACUGCUGCUGCAGCGCAGCAUGCAGGGGAAGCUGAAGAGGCAGCAAAGGGCAGCAGAACGCGUCCGAGAGAAGCAAGAAAGAGCCCAACUGCGCAGGCAACAGAGACUCACGGGCAAGCAACUGAGGCUCCGCAAACAGCAGCAGCAGCAGCUGAAACAGCAGCAGCUUAGUGCGCCACACCAGAAACACCAGGGCGACAGUGCAGAAGCAACGCCUGCAACGCCGCUGCAGCAGCAAGAAGCCAGCCAGCAGCAGCUUCCCCAGUCAAGCCAACGCUCACACCUAGAGGACCAGCAGCAGAAGCAGCAGCAGGAGCAGCAGCAGGAGCAGAAAGACCUGCAGCAGCAUGAACAAGAUCAACGGCAGGAACAGCAAAGAGAGCAGCAUUCACUGCAGCAUGAGCAGCUGCAAGAGGAGCAGCCUCAAAAAGAGCAACAGCAGCAGCACAGGCAGCUCCCCAGCCUCUUCCAGUCCUUCGAAAAAGUGGGAGAGAUGCUUCCUUCUCUGGGGGCGCUGCUGCAGCCGCUGCAGCCGUUGAAACCGCUGCAGCCGCUGCAGCCGCUGCAGCCGUUGAAACCGCUGCAGCAAAUGCAGCCAAUGCAGCCAAUGCAGCCACUGCAGCCAAUGCAGCCAA
Molecule: messenger RNA, 1565 nt
Organism: Eimeria necatrix
Lineage: Eukaryota; Apicomplexa; Conoidasida; Eucoccidiorida; Eimeriidae
Exons: 1
Biological process (GO): proteolysis; mitotic cytokinesis; meiotic spindle midzone assembly
Cellular component (GO): chromosome passenger complex; midbody; kinetochore
Molecular function (GO): protein binding; protein serine/threonine kinase activator activity
Source: RefSeq, a predicted model, not a curated record